Molecule: messenger RNA, 576 nt
Organism: Trichoplax adhaerens
Lineage: Eukaryota; Metazoa; Placozoa; Uniplacotomia; Trichoplacea; Trichoplacidae
Exons: 3
Biological process (GO): proteolysis
Molecular function (GO): serine-type endopeptidase activity
Source: RefSeq, a predicted model, not a curated record
GUGAUUACUGCUGCUCAUUGUGUUCAUAAAACUGCUAAGAAAAAGCUGAGAGUUAACGUUGGCGAUCAUAAUAUCGAAGAUGCUGAGGCCCAAAUCAUUGAUUUACGCUCACUGCAUGUUCAUUCUGGUUACAGUCCUUCUACUCUUGCUAAUGAUAUUGCUUUACUCAAGCUGAAAUCAUCAGCUACUGCCAAGCCCCAUACCUCUACUAUUCAAUGUGCUAGUGCAGAUACAAAAUUAAUCGCUGGUGAGGAUGUUCUCAUAACUGGAUGGGGUGCACUUGCAGAAGGAGGCUCACACCCUGAUAAACUACAAAAAGUAAAAUUGCAACUUGUCAGCGAUACUGAUUGCGAUGCUGAACAUGGCAGUGAAUUUAUGCCCAAGGAAAUAUUUUGUGCUAGAUAUAAACCAGGCGGUAAAGACUCUUGCCAAGGCGAUAGUGAUGGCCCAGUUGUUUAUAAAGGCGAUUUAAUCGGUCUUGUUAGCUGGGGUUACGGUUGUGCUUGCCCUGACAUACCUGGAGUUUAUACGCGUGUCAGCAACUAUGAAUCUUGGAUUGCUAAAACCAUGGGAUAA